AUGGAUGCAUUUAAGGCGAAGCUGGAUAAAUGUAUGAAGGAGAAAGGAAUAGAAGGUUAUGCCACUAUGUUUGACUGUUCUAAACGCAAGGCGGAAAUGGAAGAGAUCACCCGGCUCAUUGGGAAAACUAGGAUGAAAGGGAAAUCUUACUUUGAUAAAGAAAGCCAUAUAUCCAUAUAUCUUGUCUUUUUUUCUUGUAGGAUCAUGAUUCGCAGCUCUCUGGCUCUGAGGGUUUACAGCUUCCUGACAGUGGCCUUGUUGUGUUUAGAGUUACUCUAUCAGUUCGGAACCAGGAACAUGGACAGCGAAACUCCGAAGGUGGAUGACGGCGGAUCUCCGGAAAUUCCUCUAUCAAUUACGUUCCCAUUUUUUGCAAUGGGUCAGAGGUCUCUGCACGUGAAUAACAAUGGUGUGAUAUCCUUCAAUGUACAAGUCAGCCAGUUCACUCCCGAAGCUUUCCCGCUCUCGGAUGGGCGCUCGUUCAUUGCUCCCUUUUGGGCUGAUGUUCAUAAUGGAAUCAAGGGAAAUGUGUAUUACAGACAGAGCACUGAGCCCAGCAUCCUGCAGAGAGCCACCAAAGAUAUCAGGAAGAGCUUCAAGGACCAGACUUCCUUCUCAGCGACCUGGGUGUUCAUCGCCACUUGGUAUAAAGUCACUUUCUAUGGAGGCAGCUCCACCACACCGAUGAACACCUUUCAAUGUGUGCUGAUCACAGAUGAAAGAACUUCCUUUGCCAUGUUUAACUACGCUGAUAUUUACUGGACAACAGGGACUGCAAGUGGAGGAGACCCAUUAACCGGAGUUGGAGGCUCAGCAGCACAGGCAGGAUUCAAUGGUGGGGAUACCAGUCACUUUUUCAGCCUGCCCACCUCUCGAACGUCUGAGAUGAUGAACAUCGAAGAGACCAGUAAUGUGAACUUUCCGGGACGGUGGAUUUUUAGAAUAGAUGGAGAAACAAUUGACCCAUCAAGUGGCUGCAGCCUGAAGGGGCAGUUUUUUCGCCGUGGUGAUGUUUUUUGGAUGGAUGAGAAAUGUCAAACCAAGUGCCGGUGCCUUGAUUUAGGGAACAGCAUCCACUGUCAGAAUCUGUCCUGUGGGAACUUCGAGCAGUGUCACUCUGUGGAUGGGAUUUAUCGCUGUGUUCCCGUUCAGACCGCUUCGUGUGUGGUCUUUGGAGAUCCUCAUUACCACACCUUCGACGGCUACCUGUACCAUUUCCAGGGGACGUGCUCUUACAUCCUUUCCAAACCGUGCUGGGAGCUGGAGAACCUGCCCAAUUUCAGCAUCGAGGCCAAGAACGAGAACCGAGUGGGGACCACCGUAUCUUGGCUGAGAAACGUCAAGGUGAAUGUUUAUUCCCACAAUAUCGUCAUUCCCAGAGGAAACGUCGGCCAAGUCAUGGUGGACGGUAUAACUGCGACUUUACCUGUGCAGCUGGAGAUGGGAGCGAUCAAAGUUUACCGGAGCGGAGUGGCGACUGCGGUGGAAACCGAUUUUGGUUUGUUCCUAACUUUUGACGGUGAACAUUACGCCUCAAUCUCGCUGCCCAGCUCCUAUCUCAACAACACGUGUGGACUGUGCGGGAACUUCAACAAUAACCCAGCAGAUGAUAACCUGCUCCCGGACGGGACCCUCUCAGACUCUCUGGCAGAGCUGGGCACCGCCUGGCAGGCUGACGGUCCCGACUGGUUCUGUAAACACGACUGUGCGGAAAACUGUAGCGUCUGCGAUCCGCACACCGAGUCCAUCUACUACCGGCCAGAUUACUGCGGCAUCAUGAACAGAAGUGACGGCUCAUUCCGAGACUGUCACUCGGUGGUGGACCCCAUGGGCUUCCUCAUCAGUUGUGUGUAUGACAUGUGUGCAGAUCCGAACAAUCUCACCACCCUGUGCCAAGCUAUUCAGGCUUAUGCGCUGAGCUGCCAAGCUGUCGGGAUCACCGUCGGACCCUGGAGAUCCCGCACUUUCUGCGCGUUACCCUGUCCUGAAUGGAGCCAUUAUGAGAUGUGUACCAGCAGCUGUCCAGCCACCUGCACUGACCUGAUUUCUCCCCUGUACUGUACGAGGCCCUGCACUGAGGGCUGUCAGUGUGAUGAGGGCUAUGUACUCAGUGGUAAUAACUGUGUUCCACUUGAGGAGUGUGGCUGUGAGUUCAAUGAACGUUACUAUUCCUUCAAAACAAAAUUCUGGGCAACUGAAGACUGCACCCUGCGCUGCCUAUGUGAGGGUCAUGGAGAGGUGCUGUGUGUGAAUGAGACUUGCCCCAAAGGGGAAUUCUGUCUUGUGGAGUAUGGGAUUCUAGGAUGCUAUCCCAAGAGAGCAGCUGUGUGCACGGUCUCCCGCAAAAACGGACUGCAAACUUUUGACGGAGUUUCCUUUGAUUUCCGGGAUGAAUAUGCGUAUACACUUCUCAAAAUCUGUGGCUCAAACAGUUACAACCUGUCACAUUUUGAAAUCAAUCUGGGAAGAAAGAAAAUGGUCAACGGUUCCUGGAUAAAAUCACUGACUAUAAAAUUCCCUGAUCAUGAAAUAAAGAUUGGAGGCAGUGAAAACAUCAUCAAGGUGAAUGCUUUUGCAAUUUCCUUGCCAUUUAUGCAUUCGUCUGGAAAAUUGAAGAUCUAUCGGAAUGGAAAUGACACCAUGGUGGAAUUAAACAGCAGUUUCCAAAUCCUGUAUUCAAGUGAGGAUCGUAUAAAUCUAACACUGUCCACUGCGUAUUACAACAACACUUGUGGGCUGUGUGGAUACUUUAAUGGUAAUCCGACUGAUGACUUCCGUAAAGCCAAUGGAAAAGUGACAGAAAAUGCUGCAGAAUUUGUGGAUAAUUGGAAGACAUUUGCUGAUGAUAUGACAUGUAAUGGGCAGUGUGAGGAGUUGUACACUGUAUGUACAAAUGAGGAUUUAAUUUUGUAUCAAGGAAUUUCUUUAUGUGGAAUAAUCAAUGAUCCCACUAACAGCUCCUUUCUCAACUGUCAUGAAGUUGUCAAUCCUUCUCCCUUUUUCAGAAGUUGCCUUUACACUAUGUGUUUAAAUGGUGGAAACAUAACUGCCCUCUGCAGUUCCCUGCAGGCUUAUGCAGAUGCCUGCAUUGGUGCUGAGGUCACACAAGCUAACUGGAGAAGCAGCAUGUUUUGCCCUCUUCCGUGCCCUGAGAACAGUCACUUUGCCGAGUGCACUUCCGCCUGUCCAAUGACCUGUUUGUCCCUGGAAGACGAUGUGGACUGCAACCUUCCCUGUGUGGAGGGCUGUCAAUGUGACCAGGGAUUUGCCUUAAAGGAUGGUCAUUGUAUCCCAAAGAGCCAUUGCGGCUGCGUCUAUGAAGGUUUGGAUGUCCGUACAAACGAGACCUUCUGGGUGGGUAGAGAUUGCCAGGUCCGCUGCUACUGUAAUGGAUCCGACAAUGCGUUGCAUUGUGAGAGCGGCUCCUGCCGAGUCGAUGAGUUUUGUUCAGAAGGCAAUGAGCUGUAUUACUGUGUCCCCCGUAGCGAAGCAAUUUGCAUUGUGUCUGGUUACAGUCAUUACUACACCUUUGACACCCUGGCCUAUGAUCUGCAAAGCACCUGUUCCCACAUCAUCAGCACCGUGGCCCCAGGCUCCCCACAUCUGCCCCAUUUCCUGGUACGAACCAAGAAUGAAGAUCGCAACACGUCGCUGGCUCUGUGGCUUCACGAGGUGGAGAUUAAAGUUCACGGUUACAAUAUCAGCGCCUCCAAAGGCUAUAAACAUACAGUGAUGGUGAACAAGGAACGGAUUUACCUGCCCCUCAAACUGGGCCGUGGCCAAGUCAAUCUCUACUCGUUUGGCAUCUACUUGGUUCUAGAAAGUGAUUUCGGACUCAAGGUGAUGUAUGACUGGAACACUUUUUUAUCAGUGACCGUUCCCAGGACCUUUUUCAACUCCACGCGUGGUUUGUGUGGCCAGUUCAAUGGGGACCCAGCCGAUGAUCUGCAGACAGCAGACGGCAGGAUUGCAAGGAAUAUGCUGGAGUUUGCGGAGAGCUGGAUGGUGGGCAGGACAUCAUUCUGUGAGCUGGGCUGCGAUAGAGUUUGUCCCGCAUGUGAGCAGGUUCUCAGUCUCCCAGUGGACAUGCUGCAGCUCUGCGCACUCAUCGUCUCGAAGUAUGAUAUCUUCAGCCGCUGCCAUGGGAAGGUCAACCCCACUUUCUUUUAUCACAAUUGUAUUUUCGACUCGUGCAUCGACCGUGGAAAUCGUCAAACGGCCUGUAACUGGCUUCAGAACUACGGCAGCAGCUGCCAGGCUCAAGGAGUCCAGUUACACGGCUGGAGGAACACUACAAUGUGCAUGAUCAAUUGUCCUAUAAACAGUCACUAUGAGAACUGUAUGUCUGUGUGCCAACCAGGCUGUGCCACCUUCAAAGCCCAUCGGGACUGUAACCAUUAUUGUAUAGAAGGCUGUCAGUGCAAUGAUGGCUUCCUGCUCAACGGGAGAACAUGCAUCUUGCCUCAGGACUGUGGCUGUGUGGCAGAUGACAAAUACUACGAGCCAGGGCAGUUUUUCUGGAACACUAACUGCUCGAAACACUGUCGGUGCAUGGGACGCAAUAUGGUCCAGUGUGACUCUCGCCAGUGCAAGAGCGAGGAAUCAUGCUCACUCCGCAAUGGGAUCCGGGGCUGUUAUAGUAAUAAAGGCUCUUACUGCAUCGCUGCUGGUGGAGGCAUAUUCCAGACCUUUGAUGGGGCCUUCCUGCGAUUUCCUGCUGCCUGCUCAUUUGUCCUCUCAACAAUCUGUCACAAACUUCCAGACAUCUCCUUUCAACUGAUAAUAAAUUUUGACAAAUGGAGUUCACCCAACAUGACUGUGAUCUCCCCUGUUUAUCUUUAUAUCAACGAGGAACAGAUUCUCAUCACAGGCAACACAGUUCAGGUGAAUGGAACCACUGUCACAAUUCCCGUGGCCACAGGCCUGACAAAGAUCUCAACUGCUGAGGGAUUCCUGAUAAUCGAUACUGUUCAAGGUAUUCAGAUCCAAUACAACUGGUUUAAUUUGCUAUCUAUCAGGAUGGGGGAGCGCCUACAGAACAAGGUGUGUGGUCUGUGCGGAAACUUUAAUGGAAACCCCAAUGAUGAUGACUUAAGUUCACGAGGGAAACCAGCAAAAAACAUCCUGGAGCUGGCAAAGAGCUGGAAAACCAAUGGCAUGCAGAACAGCUGUGAUGAAGAUCAGUACGCUGCAUUAUCACUCACCUGUGAUAACCAGGACAUCAUUCAGCUACAGAAUGAAGGAAAGUGCCUGAAACUCACUGAAAUGAAGGGCUUCUUCCAGCCGUGUUAUGGAUUCAUCAACCCCAUGCCAUUUUACAAGUCCUGUGGAUUGGAUACUUGCUACUGGGAUGAGAAAUCACAAAUCUGCAGCUCGCUGGCAGCAUAUGGAGAGGCCUGUCGUUCAAGAGGGAUCCUGAGCACUGACUGGAUUCGCCGGGAAAACUGCUCAGAAUUGAUCGAUGAUCCAUGUGCUGGAGGCAUUUGCACCAACUACAGUUUGUGCCGACAGGGUAACGGAGAUCUAUGUGGUUGCCCGGAGGAGCCCAGCCCCGACAGCGGUAAAUAUGAUAUUGUCCAGGCAGAUGUGGUGUGCAAAUAUUCUCAGAUGGAAGUUUAUAUUUCCAAAUGCCGACUUUACCAGCUGGGCUUUGAGCGUGAAGAUGUUCGAAUUAAUGAUUUCCACUGUGUGGGAUCAGAGGGAGAUGAUUUUAUUGCAUUUCACAUCAAUAAUACCAAUCACAACUGUGGGAACAUUGUGAAGACAAAUGAGACACAUGUCAUGUACAUAAACACCGUCUGGAUCGAAAGUCUGAACAACACAGGCAAUGUCAUUACUCGUGAUAGAGUCAUUAAUGUCGAAUUCUCCUGUGCCUAUGAACUUGACCUGAAAGUUUCUCUUGAAACUGUCGUGAGGCCAGUGCUGAGUGUUGUCAACCUCACUCUUCCCACCAAAGAAGGUAAUUUCAUCACGAAAAUGGCUCUCUAUAAAAACUCAUCAUACAAAUUUCCAUAUCGAGAGGGUGAGGUGACACUCACCACCCGGGAUGUCCUGUACAUUGGAGUGUUUGUGGAGGGAGCCGAUUCUACACAGCUCAUUCUGAUCAUCAACCGCUGCUGGGCCACUCCAUCCCGAAAUCCAAAGGACCGACUACGUUAUAUGAUAAUAGAACAUGGGUGCCCAAACUCAAAGGACAGCACCAUCGAGAUGGAGGAGAAUGGAGUGUCUCUAACUUGCCGCUUCCACAUUGUUGUUUUCAAGUUUAUUGGUGAUUACGAUGAGGUUCAUCUGCAUUGUGAUGUGACGCUGUGUGACUCCGACAUAAAUAACUGCAGAGUUACUUGUCCUCCUAACAGCAGGAGAUUCUCCAAUGACAACUGGUCACCCUCAAAAGAUCAGAUUCUCUCUGUUGGACCCAUCAGGAGAAGAGCAGCUGAUUGGUGUGAGGAGGACAAUGGCGGCUGUGAACAGAUUUGCACAAGUCAAGUGGAACACGCAGUCUGCAGCUGCAUCACUGGAUUCUUGCACUGGGAUGGAAAACACUGCCGAGCUUUGAGUGCUUGUAGUGAGCCAGCCAUUCUACCCAUGCUUCUGGUGGCCACUCAGAUCUUUGGUUGGUUAUUGACAAAUGCACAAAACCCGAAACUGUAG
Carcharodon carcharias (great white shark) is the source of this 6651-nucleotide messenger RNA. RefSeq names its product tectorin alpha (gene tecta). The transcript has 24 exons. Gene Ontology annotation, biological process: cell-matrix adhesion. The record is from RefSeq and is a predicted model, not a curated record. Gene Ontology annotation, molecular function: protein binding. Bases 1 to 6651 code for a protein of 2216 amino acids. NCBI's taxonomy places the organism in Eukaryota, Metazoa, Chordata, Chondrichthyes, Lamniformes, Lamnidae.